AUGGCACCGCUGAGGGCGGCUGCACCAAUCGCCAUUAACCCCAUUGCAUUAGUUACGACAGAAUGCAUUGCCGUUACGUCCGCUAUGCGGAAGCAUGCUCGAUGGGCCCACUCCUCCGUGGCAGCAAUCUUGGGCGGAGGUGUGAGCUCAAGGAGCAUGGACCGGGACACUCCAAUUCCUUUAGGCACUGGGAACAUCUCGCUCGGCCCAAAGCCUGCCCAGAAUCAUGCUGCUUCGAAGUCUGGUACACCAGACGCAGAAGGGGAUUAUUCGCUUGCGGGUAGAUGGGGGUUGAGGGGAAGGAGAGGCAAAAGCAUCCAGGAUAAUCCUCUGAUGUCAGCAUUUACUCGACUCCGGAUCGACUUGAAGGACUGUAAAGAUAUACGUUUGUUCGAUACACCGAGUCUAUUACAUCCAUUUUUGCAAGUUAUCCGCUCUUCAUCGACGUCGGCGCCUAUAACAUCGCUAGCCCUUUCGGCUAUAACAAAAUUCUUCGCCUACAAUAUCAUCAACCAUGACUCUCCACGCCUGUCAGUGGCAUUGCAACUCCUGUCUGCUGCCAUUACACACUGCCGUUUCGAGGCUAGUGAUUCUGCUGCUGAUGAGAUCGUUCUUCUUCGGAUACUGAAACUCAUGGAAGGCAUGUUGUCUCGACCGGAGGGUGAAUUAUUAGGUGACGAGAGUGUGUGCGAGAUGAUGGAAACCGGGCUGAGUAUGUGUUGCCAAGUUCGUUUGUCAGAAGUCCUUCGAAGGUCGGCUGAGAUGUCAAUGGUGAACAUGUGCCAAAUAAUUUUCCAGAGACUUGCACGCCUUGAUGUCGACAGUGAGCAGCCAGAGGGGGAACCCAGCAAUGAGAACACAGAGGAAACUCCGAGCAAUCUCAAAAUGGAUCCCUCCGUGGAUGGGGAGACUGUGGCAUCCCAGCAUGCAUCAAGUUUAGGAACCGAUACCACCAAUCCCGAAAAAGAGGAACGUGUGAGCGGUGAUAGCUCGACAACUAUACCCACCAUGGAAGCAGUAAACCCUGCUGUGCAAGCAGACUCAUACGAAGAUGUAGAAAAGGAGAUAGCACCCUACGGGCUGCCCUCGAUCCGUGAGCUGUUCCGUGUUCUUAUUGAUUUGUUGGACCCACAUAGCCCUCAGCACACCGACGCAAUGAGAGUAAUGUCUCUCAGGAUUAUAGAUGUAGCCUUGGAAGUUUCAGGCCCGUCAAUAGCAAGGCAUCCAAGUCUCGCUCAGCUUGCAAAGGAUGAUCUAUGUCGGCACUUGUUCCAAUUGAUUAGGUCAGACAACAUUGUCAUUUUGAAUAGCUCGUUGAGAGUAGCUGGGACAUUACUUGCAACAUGCCGCCGCGUUUUGAAGCUACAGCAGGAGUUAUUCCUUUCUUACCUUGUUGCCUGCCUACAUCCGAGGGUUGAGAUACCUAAAGAAGAAGGUAUAGAUCCAUCUCUUUACGCUGGGGUUCCACGAGCUCCAAAAUUGGUGAAGCCCUCACCCUCACAGGCUGGAAGUGGUAGAUCUACACCUGUUCCCGUUAAGGAUCGUCAGAAGCUAGGCAUGGAAGGAGGUUCUAGAAAGCCAGAAGCUAGAGAAGCGAUGGUCGAGAGCAUCGGAGCUCUUGUUAGGAUUCCUAAUUUCAUGGCUGAGCUUUUCAUGAACUACGACUGUGAUGUUGAUCAGGCGGACCUUUGCGAAGAUAUGGUUGGUUUAUUAUCCAGGAAUGCAUUCCCAGACUCUGCCACUUGGAGCACCACUAAUGUCCCGCCUCUCUGUCUUGAUGCGCUUUUGGGAUAUGUCCAAUUCCUGGCAGACAGGCUUGAUCAAGAACCACCAAGCGCCGAUGAUCCAGACCUCAAGCGGCUACGAAGCCAACGUGAGAAGAAGAAAAUAAUUAUUCAGGGAACUGCAAAGUUUAAUGAAAAACCCAAGGCAGGUAUUGCGUUCCUUGCUUCCAAGGGCAUAAUACAAAACCCCGAUGACCCCUUGGCUGUCGCCAAAUUCUUGAAGGGAACCACAAGAGUGUCUAAAAAAGAACUAGGCGACUUCCUUUCCCACAGAUCUAAUGAAGCAUUACUGGAUGCAUUCAUCGGGCUGCAGGAUUUCAAGGGAAAGAAUGUCGUCGAAGCCUUGAGAGAGUUACUAGGGUCUUUGCGUUUGCCCGGUGAAGCUCCGCUCAUAGCGAGGAUCGUUACCGUUUUCUCUGAGAAAUACCUCGAUGCUGUUCAUCCUGAAGAGAUAGCGGAUAAAGACUCACUCUUUGUCUUGACGUAUGCCAUCAUUCUCCUCAAUACCGAUAUGUAUAACCCGAACAUCAAACCCCAAAAUAAGAUGUCAUAUGAGGGAUUCGCGAGAAACCUUCGCGGCGUCAACAACGGAAAGGAUUUUUCAACUGAGUACCUUCAGGAUAUCUACUCAUCCAUCCGGAAUAGUGAAAUUAUCCUGCCAGAUGAGCAUGAGAACAAACAGGCUUUCGACUUUGCUUGGAAAGAGCUUCUUGUGAAAGCAAAAACAGCAGGUAAUCUAUCACUUUGUGAGACCAACGCUUUCGAUGCAGAUAUGUUUGAAGCAACCUGGCAACCGGUCAUCGCGACUCUCUCUUAUGUUUUUAUGUCCGCAUCAGAUGACGCCGUCUUCUCGAGGGUGGUCAUCGGCUUCGAUCAAUGCGCUCAGAUUGCAGCGAAAUAUAAACUGAAAGACGUCAUGGAUCGCAUAAUCUACUGCCUCAGCUCCAUCAGCACGUUGGCUUCAGCAACGCCUUCCAAUACUAGUCUCAAUACUGAGAUCCAGGCUGGAAAAAAGAGUGUCAUGGUGAGCGAGCUUGCUGUCCGACUGGGCAGGGACUUUAGAGCACAGCUUGCAACUGCGGUUCUCUUCCGUGUUAUUGUCGGCAAUGAAGCUAUAAUACAACAGAAUGGAUGGGAACAUAUCAUUCAAAUUCUCCACAACUUAUUCAUCAACUCCCUUGUCCCCCAGUUCGAUUCUUUUUUCAAAGUACUUGAUAUGCCCCCUAUACCCCUUCAACCACCGUCCCAAGUUAUCGAUCGAGAUAACCGAGAAAAUGACACCAGCUUGCUCUCUGCAUUCACGUCUUAUCUCUCAAGCUACGCUGCCGACGAUCCACCGGAGCCAUCCGAUGAAGAACUUGAGAACACACUCUGCACUGUUGAUUGCAUUAAUGCGUGUGAUAUAGCGCAACUUUUCAACAAUCUGAAGACUAUGCCUCUUGACUCUGUGGUAAUAUUUGUUGAAUCCUUGCUGUCUGAGCUCCCAGACACCGGUGCCGCAGUCAUUGUUGUAAAACCUGAACGCCCCGCACCCAACCCUCAUAGGUCUGAGGGUAGCAAGGUUGACAAGAAUAAGCCCGCUUACAAACCGGGGGUUUUAUACAUUCUCGAGCUUGCAACUGUUCUCACCCUCCGAGAUACAGAUACAAUAGAAAGACUCGGGGAUAAAUUGACCAGUGUUCUCCAGGAUAUAGUACGGGAUGCCAAAAACAUACAUCCACUUACCCUGUCUCGAGCAGUAUAUUAUCUUUUAACUCUCCUUCGCCACAGCUAUGAACACUCAUUCAUGCGGCCUCCAGUAGUGCUGCAUAUAAUUUCCAGCUUUGACCAACCCGUUCUUGAAGUAGUAGCAGCGCCAGUUGUUACUGGUUUGCUACAGUGUAUUAAUGAAUCCGAGGCACUAAAAAACGAACUUAGUAUGUCACCAGAUUUCUGGUCUAUACUUCAAAGGUUACACCAACAUCAAGAAGCGGCGCAAAUGGCCUUCGAAUUGCUACAGAGCAUUGUCGAGUCAGCCGUCCCAGUGAUCACAGCGGAUAACUAUGAAGCUGCUGUAAACCUCCUCAAUGAUUUCGCAACAGCUGGAGGGAUUGCUACGGUUAGGGAGAUAAAGCGGGAAAUGGCUCUACGUCGACCCAAGCCAGUGAGACAAGCCGGAUACCUGCACUCAUUCAACACUCUCACCUGGAGAAAAACGAAGGUACACUUCUUCAUGUCUGAGCUUGCGUCGACAGACCAUACCAAAUGGGUUACAAUAUUCAAGAAAGUGUUGUUCCCACUGAUCUUAGAGCUGCUCAAACCUGAGGUCUAUCAGUCAGACCCCUUAGGCAUGAGCGAGACGCGAGUUCAGGCUGCCACACUUCUCUGCAAAAUAUUCCUCCAUUACCUCGUCUUACUCUCCGAAUGGGGUGAAGGUAUGCUGGAUCUGUGGCUGAGAAUUCUGGAUAUCUUGGAUCGAAUGAUGAAUAGCGGGCAAGGAGACAGCCUUGAAGAGGCUGUGCCUGAGAGUUUGAAAAACAUUCUCCUAGUAAUGGCAAAUGGGGGUUAUCUAGUCGCACCACCGAAUAAUGAUCCUGGAAAGGAAAGGAUAUGGACCGAAACGCAAAAGCGGCUUGACCGCUUCCUCCCCAAUCUUUUUGGAGAGAUAUUUCCCACUACUCCUGCAGACGCACCGUCUUCCAGACAUGGGGGUAGUCGCACAAUGCGGCCCGAGGCAAAACAGCAGAGUAAUCCGGAUCCCGUUGAUAGCAAGGAUCAAAGGGUUGAUAUGCCAAACGAUACGGGCAGCACCGCAGACACAGAGAAAGCGGAAGUGGGACAGGCUGAGCCAACGGCAGCUGAACCUGCCGAUGAGGUGGAGUAA
Messenger RNA from Trichophyton benhamiae CBS 112371, 4647 nucleotides. RefSeq lists its product as uncharacterized. The transcript is spliced from 6 exons. Gene Ontology annotation, molecular function: guanyl-nucleotide exchange factor activity. NCBI's taxonomy places the organism in Eukaryota, Fungi, Ascomycota, Eurotiomycetes, Onygenales, Arthrodermataceae. The record is from RefSeq and is a predicted model, not a curated record. Bases 1 to 4647 code for a protein of 1548 amino acids. Gene Ontology annotation, biological process: regulation of ARF protein signal transduction.